Messenger RNA from Arabidopsis arenosa, 1213 nucleotides. The record is from the annotation of a GenBank genome assembly. NCBI's taxonomy places the organism in Eukaryota, Viridiplantae, Streptophyta, Magnoliopsida, Brassicales, Brassicaceae.
UCUUUUCCUCAUCAUAAAAAAAUAUAAUCUCUGCUUAAAUCGAUUUUCGAUAAGAUCAUUCUCAGAACAAAUUUCAAAUUUUCGAUCCGAGUAACCAACCAUGGAGUGUAGAUCAUUGGAUCUGACGAUUAUAUCGGCGGAGGAUCUCAAAGACAUUCAAUUGAUUGGUAAACAAGACUUGUACGCUGUCGUUUCAAUCAACGGUGACGCUAGGACGAAGCAGAAGACAAAGGUGGACAAAGAUUGUGGCACCAAACCUAAAUGGAAACAUCAGAUGAAGCUCACCGUCGAUGAUGCGGCGGCGCGUGAGAAUCGUCUUACUCUUGUUUUCGAGAUCGUGGCGGAUCGUCCCAUCGCUGGUGAUAAACCUGUCGGUGAGGUUAGCGUUCCGGUGAAGGAGCUUUUGGAUCAGAACAAAGGUGACGAGGAGAAAACGGUUACUUACGCCGUGAGGUUGCCUAACGGGAAAGCUAAAGGAUCUCUCAAAUUCUCCUUCAAAUUUGGGGACAAAUAUACUUUUGGAUCUUCGAGUGCUCCUCACGCGCCGGUUCCAUUGGCUAUGGAUCAUAAGACUAUGGAUCAGCCCGUCACCGCUUACCCGCCCGGACAAGGUGCGCCGUCUGCAUACCCUGCGGGUCCUUCUUCCGGAUAUCCACCACCAGGACAUGACGAUAAGCACGGUGGUGUUUACGGAUACCCGCAGCAGGCUGGAUAUCCGCCAGCUGGACCCGGUGGUUAUCCUCCACCUGGUGGAUAUCCGCAACAGGGAGGUUACCCGGGAUAUCCGCCUCCGCAACAGGGUGGAUACCCGGGUUAUCCGCCACAGGGUCCAUAUGGUUACCCGCAACAAGGUUAUCCGCCACAGGGUCCAUACGGUUACCCGCAACAGCAAGCUUAUGGUAAACCGCAGAAACCGAAGAAGCACGGUAAGGCUGGAGCUGGAAUGGGACUAGGGCUUGGGCUUGGAGCUGGUUUAUUGGGUGGGUUACUGGUGGGUGAAGCAGUUUCUGACAUCGCAGAUAUGGGUGACAUGGGUGACAUGGGUGGUGAUUUCGACUUCUGAUUGCUAUGUUAUCAACUUUUUAAUUUCUUAGGAUAAAUUGCUUAUGUUUUUCGUUUGAUGAAUCAUGUGUAGAACGUGAGAGAUCAAGUUUUAUCUUGUGUUUAUGUCUCUGUUUACUUCUUUUUCUUCUAAUGAAUGUAUUGAACAUUA